Paramecium sonneborni is the source of this 1239-nucleotide messenger RNA. NCBI's taxonomy places the organism in Eukaryota, Ciliophora, Oligohymenophorea, Peniculida, Parameciidae. The record is from the annotation of a GenBank genome assembly.
AUGGAUAGUCAAUCAUAUUUAAGGCCAAAAAUAUUUAUUCAAAUACAAAAUGACCUUAAGAAAUAAUUUUAUUCAGAAGAUGAGGAUGCUGACUUAACUCCGAAAAAACCAUUAAUUGCUAAACCUUCAAAAUUUUCAAGAGGAGAAGGAUAACAGUUUUAAACUGAUGAUUCUGAUAAUACACCUAUGAAAUAUAUUUAACCAAGUUCACCUAAAGGAUAAAAUAAAUUAUCAAAAUUUAAACAAAAGGAGAGUCACAUAGAAAAAGAUUCAGAUAUAUAAUUUGAAUCCAAUGAAGACGAAAAAAAAGAAUAGGCUUUAAAAAUUGAAACAAAUCAAAAAACUGAACCAGAAUACGAUAUUUAGUAAAUGUCAAAAUAAAUGGAAUAAAAAUAUCAAAAUCCUAAGCAACCAUUUAAGCAUCCACCAAUUUAAAAAUCAAAUUCCUCUAAGUAAGUUAUGAGUAAAAAUAUUCAUUUUAAAGAUCAUCCAUUUAGACAUUUAGUUUAUGGUAAAAAUAUUAAUCAAAAUGACUUUUUAAGAUUUUUAUAAAUAGUGUAAAGUGGAUUAUUAUAUGCAUGCAAUUCUUUAAAAGGUCCAUCAGAAAGAUUUCUUAGAAGUAGACUUAUUAGACUUAAAGAAUCUAAUCAAAAGAAAUCUAAAUUAUUAAUCCUUGAUUUAGAUGAAACCCUGAUUCAUAGUUGUUCAUCUCGAGAUUCUCCUUAAGUCACACUAUCUAUAAAUAACAAUGAUGAUAGAGUUGAUGUAAUGUUUUUAUAUAUAUUUAUCUUUUAGUUAUGUUUCAAUAUUAGACCAUUCUGUUAAGAAUUUCUAAAAGAAAUGUCUAACUAUUUUAAUAUUUACUUAUUUACGGCUUCUUCAGAAUUUUAUGCUAAUACAAUUAUUAAUUAUUUAGAUCCUAAAAGACAGUUUAUUAUUGAUAUUUUAUGCAGAAAUAACUGUUUUGAAACUAAAAAUGGGUUUUUUAUUAAAGAUUUAAGAAUUAUAACAAAUAGGUCUUUAAAAGAUAUAGUUAUAGUUGAUAAUUUACCUCAUUCAUUUGGAUUACAAUUAGAAAAUGGAAUACCAAUUUUAGAAUAUUUAUUCAAUCCAAAAGAUGAAGAAUUGAAAUAUUUAUAAAAUUAUCUUAUUUAGUUGAGUAAAGAAGAGGAUGUAAGAACCUUUAAUAAAGAAAACCUCAAAUUACUUAAUUUAAUUGAUUUUAAACUUAAUAAUUGA